Messenger RNA from Stegastes partitus (bicolor damselfish), 4263 nucleotides. Its product is annotated as APC membrane recruitment protein 2-like. The coding region runs from base 207 to 3281 and encodes 1024 amino acids. The record is from RefSeq and is a predicted model, not a curated record. Gene Ontology annotation, biological process: regulation of canonical Wnt signaling pathway. Gene Ontology annotation, cellular component: plasma membrane. The transcript has a single exon. Gene Ontology annotation, molecular function: phosphatidylinositol-4,5-bisphosphate binding; beta-catenin binding. Lineage: Eukaryota; Metazoa; Chordata; Actinopteri; Pomacentridae.
AAAUAGAGGAGAAAGGGCUGGAUGGGAAAGAUAGACGGAGGGAGGGAUACAGACGACUGAUAAAGAAACACGCUGAGAGCAGCAGAGGUAGAGCGAGGCUGCAAACGGAGAUAAAGGUCCGGAUAUACAUGCUCCAUCCACUGGCUGAGGAAUAAGAACUGCAGCAAUUGUAAGGGUACAAAGAAAAGGGGGGAAACAGAGAGAAGAUGGAUGUACAAACGGAGAACACGGACCCCCCGCCUUGUGAAUCUCAGCCAAGUGGAAAAAUCAGAAAAGGAUUCAAGCUGUUUGGCAAACGCAAGCCAGGUAACAUCUUUUCUAUCCGAAGCAAAGGGGAUGGAAACAACAAGUCACCUGUUAUGAGGAGCAAUACGCUUGAUGGAUUAUCGGAGACCCCUGCACCAGAUUCUGAGCAGGAGGCAGACAAGGAAAAGGGACAGGAGCUGAGUGACGGAGAGAGGGAGCAGGCAGACGAGGAACCACUUGGCGAAGAUGGCGUUCUGGCUGCCGCUCACGCUCGCACCUCCAUUUCUUCAGUCAGCUCGGCCAAAUCCCUCAGCUUCCUGUCACUGCUGAGGGGUGGCCGAAGAGGAGUGGGGGACCGCCGAGUGCAAACUGUGUCCCAGCCGACGGGGAGACAGCGUCGAGGGCUGAAGGGUCUCUUCAGCAAUGUUAAGUUCAGAUCAAAGGAUAAGGAGGACAAGGAGGAAGCCCCUCCGAGCCCACUUCUCAUGUCAUCCCGUGCCAACAGUGUGGAAAUCAUCAAAGAGGACCUCACCCUCACACCCAAAUCCCAGCCUCGCUCUCUGGACAGCCCUGAGACUGAGAGCUAUGAGCCCACCAAGAGUUUAGCAACUCCGGACAGUGCACCGACGUCCCCUUCAAAGUCUCCCCAAGUGAAAACAGUGAGUAAAACUAAUGAGCAUGUGUCACCUUUUCCCACCUCUGAACCGCCAAUGGUCCCCGGUGAUACGAGCCUGAGCUGUUUGCUCGCAGACAUCUCCUCGCUCCUGACCUUUGACUCAAUCACAGGGGGUGGAGAUAUUAUGGCGGAUGUGGAGGCAGAGUGGGGGAAAGCCAGCAGUGCUAUCAGUCCUGUGUUAACUGAAGUCACGUCAUCAUCUACAUCUCUCUUCUCCACACCCACCAUCUCCUCUCCGCUGACUUCUACGGCCGUCAGCACUGCUGCUACAGCAAAGCCCUCUCCUGUAACCGUCCCCACAGCAGCUUCGACCCAAUCCUUUACUCCUCUGACAAAGACACUUCCAACCUCCUCUCCCAUUUCCAAGCCGAGCACCAUCAUCACAACUUUCACCAAAUCUUCCACUUUGACUACUCACUCAGUCAAACUGAGCUCAGACUGUACUCCAGCCUCUGAGCCUUCUACCAGCACUCAAAUUAAAUCAACUCCUGCGCCCACUGUAACAAAACCCUCAACUACUCCUGUAACAUUAGCAAGCCUUUCAGGUCCAACUAAGUCUUCCCCUUCUACAACAAUUAAAUCAACAACGAGCUCCACCUCCACAGCUACCACAGCUCCUCCGAACACUCCGGCCACUGUAGUCAAAGCUCCUUCAGCUAGUCCAACUCUUACCUCGACAGCUAGCAAACUGGCUUCAGAGACAGCAGCACCUCCUCAAAUGAUUUCUUCCGUGAGUAAACCUAGUUCUGUAGCUACUUCACCUCCUGCUAAACCUCCGCCAGUAACCCAUAGCCCUCCCAUCCCUGUUGCCAUUACCCAACCUCCACCUGCUAAAUUGGAUUCAGCGAGCAGUGUGAACCUGCAAACAUCCACUUCCUACAAACCCUCCGUAAGUUUGAUUACAGGAGAAUCUAAAACUCCAGUAACAGUAUCACCACCCUGUGCAGUUACAGCCAAACCUUCUUCUCCUGCACCGGUUAUUCUCUCCAAGAUAACAACAGCUCCCACAUCAUCUACAACCUCACACUCAGUAUCUGCAACCUUUUCCAAGCCCACAGUCACCUCUGCCCCAAUGGACCUAACUAAAACCCCUUCCCUGCCUGUAACAGCUCCAGAUCUAUGUCCUUCCUCUACCUUAGCUUCCUCUAAAACCCAACCCAGCCCUGCAUCUGUCCCAGCUCCAUCGUCAACUUCUUCAGAUAAGUUUCUUCCCAUAACUAAACCCACCCCUGCACCAGUCUCUUUAGAUAAGAUGCCCCCAGCUCCCACACCCGUCCCAGCCCCCACCACUAAUGCUGUUGCUUCUACAGCAUCCCCAGCACCUCCUGUUUUGGGUCAGAUCACAGUCUCUCAAGCUAAGGCACCUCCUGCUACUGUCCCAAUCCCAGUUUCUGUAUCUAAAGAUCUGCCUCCACCUGCUCAAAUGCAGGUUUCUCAAACUAAAGCCCCUCCCGCCCCAGCUCAAGUCCCAGUUUCUGUAUCUAAAGAUCCACCUGCUCCUGCUCAAAUGCAAAUUCCUCAAUCUAAAGCCCCUCCUGCUCCUGCUCAGAUUCCCGUUUCUGUAUCUAAAGACUCUCCUGCUCCUGCUCAGAUUCCAGUUUCUGUAUCUAAAGCCCCUCCUGCCCCUAUUUGUAUCCCAACUUCUGCAUCAAAAGAACUUCCUGCUCCUGUCCAGAUCCCAGUUUCUCAGCCUAAAGCCCAUCCUGCACCUCCCACUGCCCCUUGCCCCAUCACAUCUCCUCCUACUACCCCUGCACCUUGUCCGAGUGAAGCUCCAGCUUCUGCUAAGCUGAGGGGAAGUGGACUGGCAUCAGUGGAUGGGCAGCUGGCUAGCGUAAAUAGCACAGGUGCACAGAGAGUCCAGGCGGUGCCAUCUAAAACAGAAGAGCAGCAUAAUGAGCCCCCCAGAGAAAAAAGGACGGCCCAAGCAAAGGCGUCAGGGCUUAGCAAAAUACCUGUCGUUGGAGGAGGCAGAGUGACCAAGCUACCUGUUCGAGACAACCAACACGCUGACGAUGAACCAAGCAGGGACCCACCUACUCCUGUGAUGGAAGAAGAGAGGCCCCAUUUCAACUCACAUGAUGUAGGGAGCAAGGAUAAAAUUAGUGCUGUUGAGGCAAAUGUGCCCACCUCAAAACACACCCAGGAGGAGAGUCAGCAGCUUCAACAACCGAAAGUCCUCACAAGUUCAGCGCGUGACUCCAAGAUCCCUGUGAAGCACGGCGCUCAGUCUCACGCUGCCUCCCAGAUCCCUCAGAGAGAACCCCCUCGCACCAAGAUACCCGUAUCCAAGGUCCCUGUCCGCAGGGUUGGUAACAAACCUGCAGGUUCAGGCAGCAGCACCCAGAUGAGAAAAUAAAAAACAACGGACUGAAUGACACACGACACAUCCUACGGCUCUGACUGCAAGUUUUUUUUCAGUACCACUCUUUUUAACUUCACAUUUCUAGACUGUAACUCUGGCUCGUCUCUCUCUGUCAUCUCUUGGCUUCACUCACACCACAAGCAUCAGUAUCAGAGUUGAGGAGGGCGACAGCACUCAAGCACAAAAAAACAUCUCCACGGGGAGCCGAAGCAACAAGCCUGGCUCUUUGGUGCUGAGCCAACUGGACAUGCACUCAGGAAAGGUUCGGGGUCACACCUGAACACACAGCAGCAUCAGUAACUAAGGAUAAGCAAGAUAAAAGGUCGCCUGGGAACACAGUCACAUUCACACAACAUGGGCGAGUGCCUUUUUAAAGGGUGCUUUUCCUACAGACUCUCAGAAUUUAUUCAGUCUUUUCUACAGUACUUUUAACUUUUGUUACUCCCACUUUUUGUAGGAACCGUCAAGUCUUUUUGUCUUUCUUUUCCAGCAAGUCUCUUUGAUAAUAACCAGUCCCUUUACUUUUUAUUUAUGUCAGGAGAUGAACCGCAGGAGCUCUAUAAAUUAAUGCAACAACCAAAUUUACAUUCCACACCUAUCUAUGGAUGUAUGUAGCAGAAAUCGUGCCAUUAAUUUUGCACAUGAUGUUGAACUGUACAGCGCCUGUGUGUCCAUCUGCUCAUAUGUAACAUUGUCAGAUCUCACUGUGAACUAUAGGAGGGACUGUGGUUUUUGAGGGCUCGGAUUGGGAAUAACUCUUCGGACAGUGGACAGCAGCCAUUGUGAAUGGCACCGUGGACAUUUGAGCGAGACGGAGAGGACGGUGAGAUGAGAUCUAAAGCUCGUACACUGGCACAUCUUUAUCCUUACCCCAGCUAUACUCAGAUGAGAACAGUAUCUCUGUGUAGAGACUCAUCUAUGUUGUUCUGUUUCCUAUUUAAUCAAUAAAACAAUAUGCGUACUUAGCAAGACGAGA